AUGGGUGCAUCCCAAUCCCAGCCGGCGCGCGACCGAACAGGCGACGAUCCUCCGCAUUCCCAUCACGCGACCGGCGCGUCAUCUUCGCUGCCCACUGCGCGUGGUCCCAACGGCAACGGCGGUCUCCAGCUCGGCCGUCGUAUCUCGUCCUUUCUGCGCAACGGCCCCGACGAGAGCGCCAAGCGCGAACGCUCCAACUCGGUCCACCCGUCGCCAGGCAGGCCGCUGAGUAAACGUCGUCGCGUCGAGCCCGAGGACGACCUGCCCACUGUCGCCGACGACGAUGUCUCCACCCUCACGCAGUUGGGUACGCCUGGCGCCGGCUCGAGCAGGCUCGGCUUGACUGGCGGCGUGUUUGGGACGGGCCUGGCGCCGCCUGGGUUUGCUUCUUCACACGCCAGUUCAAGCUCGGCGUCGGCGUCGGCGUCCGGGUCCGGGUCCGGGUCGACGUCGGCAGGCCGUUAUCGCCCGCCACCGCCAAUGUCCCUCUCGUCAUCUUCGGCAGCGACGGCGACAGACGCCGAGGCAGCUACACCCAGCCCGACGGAUGAGAUCCUCGCCGACCGGUUCCGCUCCAUCUCGACCAUUCGCGAUGCGCUCGGGCCAGACUGGACACCCGCAGCGGCGAGUGGGACGAGUUCCAUGCCGGCCCCCGUGGACCGGUUACUGGCGCGUUUCCGUCGCCGUGGCACCUCGGCCGCUGUUGCGCCAGGCAGUGAGCGGGACGCUGUGCGCGAUACCGCUCGCACCGGACCCACGGGCAGCGCGCGAACUACACUACGUGGUGACCGCUCGUCGCGGUCGGUGGCCGGGUCGGACCGCGACGCGCUCUUUGCACCCCCUACGCCUCCUCUUUCGUCUGGAACGUCGGCAACGUCCACCACUGCGUCGUCUGCCCCGCGAUCCAUGUCCCACCGCCUCAGCGCCAUCAUGGGGUUCGCAGCCCCCGGAGGCGCGCAUGAAGAGUGGGCCGAUGCAGAGGGUGGUGGUGGCGACGCGCAGCCCCAGUCACAACCUCACGCACAUCCCUCUGCUGCUGCUACUGCUGCUGCUGCUGCUGCUGCUCCUGCCCAGGCGCCGGGACAGCCCACGGACGACAGCGGAAGGAUACCCGUCGGCGCAGUGCUCGUCAUCCAGGGCCUGGCGCAGACGCACGCCAACCUCGACGAGGAGGAAGGCGGUGGCCUCCCGGGCUCUGCGGGCCGCAGGCGCGCAAGUGAAGGAGCCAGCACUCGUCCUCGUAUCGAUGUGCCCAACCUCGACCAGCAAGCCCGUAUGAUUGGAAACCUCUUGACAGUCGCUGCUGCGGCAACCGCGACGACCCUUCUCUCCCCCGAGAGCCUCGCGGCAACGCCUAGCCGGAGCACGGCGCAGAGCGCCAUGCAGACGAUUAUCGACCGUCUCCGUCCCUCGCGCCAACGUCCGAGCCAGAGCGUCGAGUCGACCCUGGGCGACUACCUUCGCACUGUCCUGCGCGACAACCGCCGCUUCGCCGAAGCCGUUGCUGGCGACGCAACGUCUGCCAACGUGCCCGCCGAGUUCCAGGACUUCCUCCACAACCUCCAGGAGGACCUUAUCCAGGCUGUGCGCGCUUACGCCGCGCCGGACGAGGAUGAAGGCGAGGAGCAUGUCCAGGACGAAGAUGAAGCCAUGGACAUUUCGCCCGAUGCCUCGCCAGCGCCGACCGCAGCCGCCGAGCCUCCUAUCCCUACUUUCCACACCCAGCGCCAACAGAACCUGCCUGGGGCCACACAGAGUGCCCUCGGCGUGUCGGGAGGCUCGGAUGGCCAGCCCCGCCGCCUCAACUUCUUCCGCGCGCACCUCUUCCCCCCCGUGCGCGCCGACGGUACCGCACUCGAGGCCGACGAGGACCCCAAUGCGGUCGUUCCCUCCAUCUUUGUCGGUGUCCGCUCCGUCGCUCAUGACCCUGGCAUGACCACCGAGGACCUCGUCGGCCACCCGGGCUUCCCCUUCCUGGAUGGACAGGUGCCCGAGCAGGAGGACGGCAGCAGCGCCGCCGCCACCAACAGCAGUACCGUUGUUUCCGACGAUGAGCACCUCUUCGACCGUGACCUCGAGCGCGAGCUGCGCGAAGCGCAACAGCAUGGCAGCUUCGGCACCGGAAGCGCAAGCAGCGCAGCCAGCACGGCCUCGGCGCCUACAACACCCCGUCGCACACUCCGUGACCGCGUGCUGGAGCGUCUUGCCCUGCGUCGCGAGCAGCGCGUCCCCACCCCGCUCAACACGUACCUCAUCUACGUCAUUGGCGGCAACUAUCCCCGCUCACACCCCGUUCUCGCCAUCCCGGCCUUGGUCUCUGGCGGGCCGCUCUCGGCAGAUGACUUGCAGCUCGUCUCCGAGCUCCUGGGUCCCGCAAAGCCGCCAACUGUCACGGCCGACGAGAUUGAGCGCAGCGGCCUCACCGUCGUCCAUGGCGCCGCGAUGGGCGCGCUCGUGAGCACUGGCGACGUCCUCGAGGCCAGCCUCGACCGCUGCAUGGUCUGUCUUGGUGACUAUGAGCCCGACGAGGACUGCCGCGUGCUCAAGUGUCGCCACGCGUUUCACAAGGAGACAGAGGCGGUUGACAAGACCAACCUCUCUGCCGUCGACGCCAACGCCAACGUCCACGCGCACGCCCACACCAACGCCGACGACGACGUGACCAUGGCUACUGAUCCGCCCCCUGGAACGGCCCUCUAA
Messenger RNA from Apiotrichum porosum, 2700 nucleotides. RefSeq lists its product as uncharacterized. Lineage: Eukaryota; Fungi; Basidiomycota; Tremellomycetes; Trichosporonales; Trichosporonaceae. The transcript has 5 exons. The record is from RefSeq and is a predicted model, not a curated record. The coding region runs from base 1 to 2700 and encodes 899 amino acids.